Suillus subalutaceus is the source of this 928-nucleotide messenger RNA. RefSeq lists its product as uncharacterized. The coding region runs from base 155 to 928 and encodes 257 amino acids. NCBI's taxonomy places the organism in Eukaryota, Fungi, Basidiomycota, Agaricomycetes, Boletales, Suillaceae. The transcript has 5 exons. The record is from RefSeq and is a predicted model, not a curated record.
CACCAACAGAAAUGACAUGUCUGAGGAGAAGAUGAUGAAGCGGAAAGAGUUCAUUACAGGCGACGAUAUUGAUAGGAGGCCCACGGAUAUGCAUGUGAUACACCACUCAGUGUAUAUAACCUCCUAACUUUGAGUCUCCUCUAAGUUAGUAACAAUGUCGGUCCAACUUGAAGUACCACUCAUCUCGUUAUCUGGAAUCCGGCGACCAUUGUUUCCUUCAGAUCCACCAACCAACCAAGACAUCCUAAAGGCAGUUUUCUUCCUUGAGGACGUGAAGAAGUUUUACCAGCCUCCCCCAUUCAUGAGAAGAGUGCGCGGGGACGUACGUCAGGCAACUUUUCAUGACAUCGCGAAAGCGCAGCUGUAUCUACACAAGGUGUGCAGCGCAGCCACGGCUGGGACAGGUGAAAAAGUAGAGCCUCAAGCCAUCUUGGAUCCCGAACCCAUUCAUACAAGGCUGGAUCGGAUGAAUGAGACACUUGUUCGGAUGAUGGACGAUUCCAGGAUCCACGAUUCUAGGAUUCACCGUCUGGAGCAACAGCUUGACUCUGAUUCCGCUGGACAGGGGUUCCAACACAUGGAGCAGACAUUGGAACCUGAGGCAAGUGAGCAUCGACAGCGGUUCCGCCAUCCAGCGAUUGAAAACACACACUUGUUAUAUGACAGGAACCAUUUUUUCAACGACUUACUACUGUACGAACCGAUCCCGAUCUGGUGGAAGAAUGCGGAUCGAAAACCGGAGAUCUUUGGAUUGCCGCCUUUACGCACGAACAACGACUUCAACAACCUCACCGAUAAUGACUUGACCAAAUGUCUUUAUUACUACAAAGUUGACAUUGAUUAUCGAAGUACUAGGGAAACGAAAAUCCAUUGCCUCCGAUCCUUCAUUAUCGGUUGUUCGCGUAUAGUAUACAUCAAGCAGAAAUGA